Messenger RNA from Pochonia chlamydosporia 170, 426 nucleotides. RefSeq lists its product as hypothetical. The record is from RefSeq and is a predicted model, not a curated record. The transcript has a single exon. NCBI's taxonomy places the organism in Eukaryota, Fungi, Ascomycota, Sordariomycetes, Hypocreales, Clavicipitaceae. The coding region runs from base 1 to 426 and encodes 141 amino acids.
AUGGUGAUUGAACUUGUAGAAUGUGCACUACAGCUUUCCUUCGAUCAGUUUGCGCUUCCCUGUACCAACCCCGAAAUUUAUUUCACACAUUAUUCCGUUUUCCGCUUCAGGGCUCGUCCCGGCGAAGAGCUAGUUUGGAUCAGAAAACUCAUCCCUGCGCAGAGGCGGAAUACCACUGUAAACAACGCUCGACACAACUCUUCUGGUUGUGAAUGGGGUCUUUUGGACAAUGUAAAGGGACUGCCGAGAGCAUGCCGUCGUAAAACUGGAGGGCAGGAACAUCGCCAUUAUGCGGCUCAUGUCCCGCACGGAUAUCACCACCGUCACCCGCCCAUAGAGACGACAAGAAGGAGAUGCGGAUGCAUUGAGCUCCUCCUCUUUGGCCUGUGUCUGCCUGAGGAGUAUGGAGGGGGUGAAAUGGUCUAG